AUGCAAAAUGAGGUUCAACCCCGAGAAAUGUACGUUCGGCGUCCGGGCAGGAAAAUUCCUCGGUUCUAUUUGACGGAAAGAGGAAUCGAAGCCAACCCGGAUAAAUGUAGAGCUUUUUCGGACUUGCCCACCCCGAACUCAAAAAAGUCAAUCCAAACCUUAAACGGCAUGCUCACGUCGCUAUCCAGGUUUGUGGCCAAAUCCGCCCAGCAUGCCCUUCCCUUAUUCAAACUCUUACGUAAAGAGACCACUUUCGAAUGGACGGAAGAGUGUGAACGUGCCCUUUCCCAUCUCAAGCAAGCCCUUUCCAGCCCACCGGUCUUAUCAAGGCCUAAAGUCGGCAAAACCCUAUACCUUUAUCUCGCAGUGGCCAUCGAGGCCGUCAGCACGGCCUUGAUAUGCGAAACCCCAGAAGGCCAGAAACCCAUUUACUUCACAAGCAAAGCACUCCAAGGCCCCGAGAUCAGAUACCAACGGAUCGAAAAGGUCGGGCUCGCCUUAAUAACCGCAACACGAAGACUCAGGCACUAUUUCCUAGCUCACACCAUAGUUGUACGAACCGAGCAACCUGUGAAACAAUUGCUUGCACGGCCCGAUAUGGCCAGACAGAUGCUCCACUGGUUGUUAGAACUCGCAGAGUUCGACGUUAAAUACGAAGGAAGAAAAGCCCUUAAGGCACAGGUCUUAGCAAAUUUCGUGGUCGAAAUGGCCUUCCCCGAAACAACGAACUGCAACGCCCAAAGAUGGAUCAUAUACGUGGACGGAACCUCCAGCUCAACUGGCAGCGGAGCAAGGAUCAUUCUUGAAAAUGGAGAAGGAACCCUCAUAGAAGUAUCCCUCUCACUCUCGUUCCCAACAUCCAACAACCAAGCCGAAUAUGAGGCCCUGCUCGCCGGAUUACGCCUCGCGAACGAUCUAGAAGCCGAAGACAUUAAGGAGUUCGUCACAAAAUUAGGGACCACACAACAUUUUGCAUCACUCGAGCACCCCCAAACUAACGGGCAAGCAGAGGCUGCCAACAGGGUGAUUUUGAGGGGCCUCAGAAGAAGACUGGACGAGAUAAAAAGGGGAUGGGUGGAAGAGUUGCACAGCGUCCUGUGGGCCUAUCGCACCACCCCACACUCCACUACCGGGGAAACCCCCUUCCGACUGACGUACGGAACGGAGGCCGUGAUCCCCGUCGAGAUACAUGUGCCCUCGAGACGCAUCGAAGAGCCACUCGAGACAGAGGGCAACAUCAAGGCUGUCAAGGAAGAGCUCGACCUGGUCGAGGAAAUCCGCACUGGGGCCGUUCUUCGCGAAGCUUCACUCAAGCAAAAAAUCGCCUUAAGACAUGACGCGAAGGUCAUUAAACGGGAAUUUAAAGUAGACAGCCUAGUGCUAAAAAAAAACCACAAAGAUUCCCGAGAAGGUAAACUGGCCGCGAAUUGGGAAGGCCCUUAUCGUGUCCGGGAAAGGACAGAAGAUGGGGCAUACUACCUAGAGAACUUGCAAGGAGAAGAACUAGCUCGACCUUGGAACGCUGAAAAACUCAAACAAUAUUACAGUUAA
Vicia villosa (hairy vetch) is the source of this 1551-nucleotide messenger RNA. RefSeq lists its product as uncharacterized. Bases 1 to 1551 code for a protein of 516 amino acids. Lineage: Eukaryota; Viridiplantae; Streptophyta; Magnoliopsida; Fabales; Fabaceae. The transcript has 2 exons. Gene Ontology annotation, biological process: DNA integration. The record is from RefSeq and is a predicted model, not a curated record. Gene Ontology annotation, molecular function: nucleic acid binding.